Salvelinus namaycush (lake trout) is the source of this 462-nucleotide messenger RNA. RefSeq names its product interleukin 15, like (gene il15l). Bases 1 to 462 code for a protein of 153 amino acids. Lineage: Eukaryota; Metazoa; Chordata; Actinopteri; Salmoniformes; Salmonidae. Gene Ontology annotation, cellular component: extracellular region. The record is from RefSeq and is a predicted model, not a curated record. Gene Ontology annotation, molecular function: cytokine activity; cytokine receptor binding. Gene Ontology annotation, biological process: positive regulation of immune response; immune response; positive regulation of cytokine production. The transcript is spliced from 4 exons.
AUGUUGAGGAGACAGAGGACUGACUCUCUUCUAAACGUUUUGCUGUGGUUUCUCUUCUUCAUUGGCAUGACAAUGACACAGGCUUAUGGACAAUCCAUUAGCACUCCAGAAAUUCACCAAAUUGUGCAAACAUUUAUUAAGGAGGAAGUUCACAAGAUGGAAUCAUUUGAUUGCAGACUGUACACCCCAACUUUAGCUGAUUAUAAGCAGAAAUGCCCCAGGUCCACACUCACAUGCUUUACGGCAGAAGUGAAAGUCCUGAUGUUAGAAUAUGGGAAACGUUCCUCAUCCUUACACCAGAAAAGACUAACCAAACGACUGACUAAAUUGACGUCCUUAAUAAAACAGAUGGAUGGUGCCAACUGUCCACACUGUGAGGUCCACAGAGAACAGGCAGCAAAUGAUUUCUUAACAACAUUACUAGGAAUUCUGGAGUGGAUGAACAAUCAGGGGUCUCAGUAG